AUGUCCUCUCUGGAGAAGGAGCAGGUGCCCAAUUUACUUAUUAAUUGUUGUAAACCUUCCAAGACUGAAAGUGAACAACAGCAGGAGCAACCAGCCACGAGCAAAGGCUGUCACUCCGUCGACGCCCCCAUCUCCGGCGACGACCGAGGCGCAAAGAACGAAACCCUAUUGAUUUUCGCCGGCGGGGAGGAAUCGACAGUGAAGAAUCUGGAACCCUUGUUUUCAGUGAUGGAGAAAGUGAACUACAUGGGAGGGAGUGGGAAGGGGCAAUUCACGAAAUUGGCGAAUCAGGUGACAAUAGCGUCGACGAUGGUGGGGCUGGUGGAGGGAAUGGUGUAUGCGCACAAGGCGGGGUUGGAUGUAGGGUUGUACCUGGAGGCGAUUUCCACCGGCGCGACCGGUUCGAAGUUGCUGGACUUGUACGGAAAAAGGAUCUUAAAGAGAGAUUUUGAAGCGGGUUUGAUUUCCUGUGUAAUUGGGCAGAGCGGUGUGAUCUUCUUGCUGCCGGAUUUAUCGCGGGAAAGAUGA
This is a messenger RNA of Vigna umbellata (rice bean), 528 nucleotides long. The record is from RefSeq and is a predicted model, not a curated record. NCBI's taxonomy places the organism in Eukaryota, Viridiplantae, Streptophyta, Magnoliopsida, Fabales, Fabaceae.